Molecule: messenger RNA, 666 nt
Organism: Paracoccidioides brasiliensis Pb18
Exons: 1
Coding region: 1-666 (221 amino acids)
Source: RefSeq, a predicted model, not a curated record
AUGAUGGUCACCCCGCUCACACUGGGCGGAUUUAUCCCCCACAACGGCAUCCCUCCUUUGUAUGCAACAACCUGGCCCCCGCAACCUCACUACAGCCACGACAUCGAAGACGACCAAACAGACGUCGACAUUGAGAUUAUCGAAACUGCUUCAGAAAACAACAUACCGACAGAAAACUCAUCUAUCCUCAGCGACAGCGAAAUCGUUGAGGGCCAGGAUCCCUAUCUAUUUUACGUUCUUCCUAAGCAAGAAGACCAGCAUGAGAUGGAAGAUCCCUUCGUACUGGUCAUUGCUUACCGACGAGAUGAACGACUUAGCCAGUCCACCAUCCCCGACGGCGACCAGGCUAACCCGUGGACAAAUGCCACGCCUCAUCCCUACGAAAAUCCAAACGGAGAUGAGUGGUAUAGUGAUCAUUCCGGCAGCGUCCCCUCCAGCAUGGUAAACUCUGUCAUCAUUGAUCCAGAUGCUGAUGACGUCACCUGGGGAAGAGGGAGUUGCGUCGAGCCAAUGCCCAUGACCUGUUCGUCCUUCAGCUCGUCUCAAAUGGCUUUGGGUGGUUGGUGUGAAUCAUCAAGCGUUUGCAUCAAGUAUGCGGGGUCACAUCUCGCCGAGAUGCUUGAGAAUUAUGCGGCACCGUAUCCCGAAGCUAUUAGCGUCAUAUAG